AGGCCGGUGUAUGGCUUCCUCACACAAACUCAGUUAGUACACGUCGCGAAGCAGAUUGGUGGGCCGCGGAAGCGAGCUCAUAGCAUUUAAAAAAGGGAGUUUUCUUCUUCCCUGUAAUAGCGAGCCGCGCUUUUCGGGUGCCGUUGUGCUCUCGUCGUCGUGCCACGACCAUCAUCUGCUGAAGCAUUCAAAAUAGAAAGAAAAACCAAGGGGGCGUAGACGUUAUCGACGUACGUAGCGUACAGGACACUAUUCUCUGUUUUCCAGCUCGUUCUCCCGGUGGGAUUGAUCUUUUCUGUUCCUUCUCUGGCGUAGGAGCAGCGUUACUUUGCGUAGCAGCUUAGUGUAUUUUCUUGUUUCUUUUCUAUCUUUCCGCGUAGCGGCCCUCUAGCGUUAUAGUUUUCUUUACCUUUCCUUUCUUGUAUUUAGCACUAGUACACACACACACACACCAAUGAUGCGCCUCUCACGUGCCGGCGUGGCAGCUGGCUGUGCCGCAGUCCUCUCCUCCUCCGCCGCCACCGCUGCCGCCGCCACUGUGCCGUCCGUUCUGGUUCAACAGCGGCGCGGGGUGCGCUACACCAGUAUCCAAGAGACGCUGAAGCCCAUUGCUGGCCGGUCCGCCGGUCAGAUGUCUAUUCUGAACGAGGUCUGCUGCAACCCAGAUGCCGAGGAAGAGCGCCGCAAGCCCGUCUUCCGCAGCGAAGUCGCGCCCAACCCGGCGGAAGCGGCGAAGGAGGACAACUAUCUGCACACGAUGCACCGCUGGGGCUACGACUCGCUGACGCUCUUCAAGAAGGCGAACGAGGACCCCGGGCCGUGGUGGAACGCAAACGGCAGCACGUUGGUGUCUAACUGGUCGCAGGUGGGCGACUACGCCAACGCGGGUAUGUGGUCCGGGGUGUGGCGGUACACCUACGGCAUCGGAGAGUACAACUUACGCCCGUACGAGACCCGCGGACGUGCCUGGGGGCGCAAGGACCCCAAAAGCGGUGCCAUUGCGAUCCGCUACGGCAAGAAGCCGAAACCAGUUCAGCGGCUUUGCUUCCCGCACACCGCCGAGCACGCGCAGCAUCACCGGGUGAAGAACCCAACGAACACCGGUGUAAAGGAAAUCUCGACCCUGCACGGCAAGCGUCUUGUGCGCGAGGUGCAGUACCACCUCGGCCAAGGGCUUCGCUUUUACCUGGUGGACGGCGUCUUCGGCAGCGACCCGGCCACCGCCACGCCCUACCGCAUCAUCACCGACAACCCGACCCACGCGUACUUCGCCUCCAUGGCCGCCAUCCGUGCCUUCAACUACGUAGCCCGGCAGGAGGUGACGCUGGUGAAGCGCGUGACGCAGUCGCCCAUCGAUGAGUGGGGGUGGCGCCGACCCGGCGUGCUGGUCUACCACGCCCCGAGCUACGACUUUGAGGUACCGCGGAUUGUGGAGGAGUUUGGUGGUCCGCGGCCGCUGGACAUGAGCCUCGACCACAACCGCUUCAUCGCGACGGAGCCGUACAGCAUACCCAUGAAGUGCGUCAUGGGCGGUGAGCCGAGCUGCGACGCGCUGCUCGACAGCACGGCGAUGCUGUGUGGUCGUUGGGGCUUCUACGCGGAUGAGAAGGCGUUCCUGACGGUGCCAGGGGAGUCCACCAUGUCCGCGGAUGGCCGCAAGCUGACGCUGGUGAUUACGGGGAAGGAAGCCAUCGCCGACGUCCUCCGCACCUCGCCGCGGCUUUACGGCAGCCGCCACCACCGCCUCGCCGACGGUGUCGUGUCCCGUGCGUGGGACGUCGUCUCGUUGCCCACGACGGCCGCCGGGGUGAAGCCGCGGGCGAUGGACCUCAUCGAAGCAGAUCUGCAGCGUGUGCAGCGCAGCCUGCCAACACGCAUGGGCCUCCCCAACUCCCUCUCGCACCGCUAUCACGGCCGACGCCAUGUCAGCGAGUACGGCUUUAAGUGGCCGCACCAGUACACCGAUGACGCGGCGUCGAAGGCGUACGCGGCCGGGCAGCUGUUUAAGGCGCCGAAGAGGGACGAGCUCGCCGGACACGCCCCGCGCCCGUCGCACUUCGCGAUGGGGGAUGUGGAUGUGGUCGUCGUGGGCGACGGCGCCGACGCCGCAGCGGCGGUAAUCGCGGCAAUUAAAGAGCGUGGCAUGCUGUACGCCGAGGAGGCCCCGCUGCAGGAGGCGGUGGCGGCUGCGCUGAAAAAAGCAAAGAGUGUGAAGGUGGUGCCGGCGGCGGGUGCCGCGUCGGUCAUGGAAAAGAUAGCGCAGGGCGGCUCCGCGUAA
Leptomonas pyrrhocoris is the source of this 2278-nucleotide messenger RNA. RefSeq lists its product as hypothetical. Lineage: Eukaryota; Euglenozoa; Kinetoplastea; Trypanosomatida; Trypanosomatidae. Gene Ontology annotation, biological process: gluconeogenesis. The transcript has a single exon. The record is from RefSeq and is a predicted model, not a curated record. Bases 455 to 2278 code for a protein of 607 amino acids. Gene Ontology annotation, molecular function: purine nucleotide binding; phosphoenolpyruvate carboxykinase activity.